Mya arenaria is the source of this 2118-nucleotide messenger RNA. Its product is annotated as ferroxidase HEPHL1-like. NCBI's taxonomy places the organism in Eukaryota, Metazoa, Mollusca, Bivalvia, Myida, Myidae. The coding region runs from base 1 to 2118 and encodes 705 amino acids. The transcript is spliced from 9 exons. Gene Ontology annotation, molecular function: oxidoreductase activity; copper ion binding. The record is from RefSeq and is a predicted model, not a curated record.
AUGAUCGAGCCAGCAUUCGCUCUCCUGAAGUGCCAUGAAGUUAAUCAGGGGGCAGCAGACAUACAUUUGAGACGAGGACCUCAACGAAUUGGGUCCCGUUACAAGAAAGCGGUAUUCCGGGAAUAUACGGACAGUACAUUCACCGUACGAAAACUGCGAAGCAAAUAUCAAACGCAUUAUGGAUUAGCUGGGCCACCAGUUGUCGGCGAAGUCGGCGAUAUAAUUGAGGUAGUCGUCACCAAUCUGGCUACCAGACCGUAUUCGUUUUUGGCUGGUGGGGUUGCAAUGACGAAAGAUAAUGAAGGAGCGUUCUACAAGAAUGCACGUAAAGAUCCUCGUCGAAGUGGCGCUAUUGUUCCUAUUGGUGCUGUUCGCGUUUACAAGUUCGAUGUUCUACAGAACAGUGCUCCCACUCAUAUAGACCCAGAUUGCUUGACCUACCCCUACCAUUCUGCCGUCGACGUACAAAAGGACAUAUAUUCGGGACUGUUUGGUCCCAUGGUCAUUUGCAAGCCAGGAACUUUGACCAAAUCAGGAACUCAGAAACUAUUUGAUCGGGAAUUCUUCCUUAACUGGAUGGUAAUUGAUGAAAACCUUUCUUGGUACAUCGACGAGAAUAUACAAACAUUCACAACAAUGCCAUGGACAGUCAACAAGAAAGACCGGUCGUUCGUAUCUUCCAAUCAAAUGAGAGCAAUCAAUGGCUACUCUUUUGGGACGUUACCCGGUCUUGAUGUUUGUCUUGGAGACCGAGUUGCAUGGCACAUGUACGGACUUGGGGAACGUUUCGACCAUCACCACUUCACAUUUGAUUCCAACAACUUCCAUUCGGAUGGACGACAAGUCGACGCAGCGUCCGUGUUUCCUGGUGUCGGGAUAACAGUCAAAAUGAUCCUUGAUCAAGCUGGUCGUCAUCUUUUGCGCACGGGUCAACUCGGAUACGAGAGUGAAGGGAUGUUUGCAUUUUAUAACGCUCAUGUCUGCUCCCCUGCUUCUCCUAAGAUUGUUCCACAACCAAAACUCGUCCCAAAAGCCAAUGGAAUAACCCGACGAUACUUUAUUGCCGCUGUAGAAGUCGACUGGGACUAUGCUCCCGUGAAAAUACAUCCCCUUACAGGAGAAAGUUUGCUGAACCCAAACAGUUCCUCUUAUUUGUAUAUUCGUGGAGGACCAAACUUCGUCGGCACUAUCUAUAGAAAAGCCAUUUAUAGAAAAUUCACUGAUGUAACAUUCUCAAAAAUGGUACCCCAACGCGAAAGCCUCGGAAUCCUUGGGCCAUAUAUUCGCGGCAACGUUGGCGAUACAAUAGAAGUAUUCUUUAAGAACAUGGCUUCGUUUCCUUUCAAUGUUGUUCCCCGAAACCUUCCAUUUGCCGACGGGUCAGAGAUCAGCUCUGCAUUGCCAACCCUUCCCGGGCAAAUUAAACUUUACCGCUAUAUUGUUCCAGAGAGGUCAGGACCGAAAUUGAAUGAACCAAACUGUGUAGGGUCCAUGUAUACAUCUCGAGUUACUCCUCUUAACGACACAUAUAGUGGGCUACUGGGUCCGGUCGUUAUAUGCAGGCCAGGAAUCCUUGACAUAAACGAUCAAAGGUCGGAUAAAGUGACAACCGAGUUUGCAACUGCCUUUGUCAUUUUUAAUGAAAAUCUUAGUCACUACAGCACUUAUAACUUUGCAACAAGUGCUCCUGGAAGACUAAAUACAUCUGCUACAGACUUUGUAAAUAGUAACUCAAAAAAUUCAAUAAACGGUUUAUUAUACGGAAACCUCCGAGGUUUGGAUUUUGCAAAAGGAGAAAGGACAGCAUGGUACAUAUUUGGUAUGGGCUCGACUUUUGGUAUCCAUACAGUACAUUUCCACGGACAGCUGUACAUCCGCCGGACGUCACAAACAUUACGAGGAGAUGUUCUCGAGGUUUUUGCUGGCACGUACGAAACUGUGGAGAUGGCAGGGCACAAUCCGGGAACGUGGCUUUUCCAUUGUCACGUGAGUCUACACUCAGCUGCUGGCAUGGAAACUGUUUACACAGUCCACCCUAGAAAGCUCAAAGUUUAUGGAAAGAAACACUCACUCAAGCCACGCUAUUACCACCGUGUCUUACAACAGCUUAUGUACUAA